ACAGGCAGACUGCAGCUGGAUAUUGAGGGCACAAUGCCCAAUAUUACCUCAACAUCUGAUUUCCUGCUCUUGGAAUUCUCAGACAUCCGAGAACUACAGAUCUUACACUUCUUUAUGUUCCUCACAGUAUACUUGACUGCAGUGACUGGCAAUCUUCUUAUCAUCCUCACUGUAUCCCUGGAUUAUCAUCUGCACACUCCCAUGUACUUCUUUCUCAUGAACUUGGCCAUUCUGGACCUUGGCACAGUUUCUGUCAUGGUACCCAAAGCCAUGGCCAAUUCCCUCCUGAACAGCAGGUCAAUUUCUUAUGCAGGAUGUGUAGCUCAAGUUUUCUUCCUCUUCUUCCUUGGAGGAUCAGAUUUUGCCAUCUUAACAAUAAUGGCACAUGAUCGGUAUGUGGCUAUCUGCAAUCCAUUGCAAUAUGAGACAAUUAUGCACAGUAGAGCCUGCUUUCUGAUGGCAGUUGGAGCAUGGUUGGCUGGUAUACUCAAUGGUAUGUUACACACUGGAGGAACCUUUGCCAUCACUUUCUGCUCCAACACGAUUGAUCAGUUCUUCUGUGAAGUACCACAGAUUCUAAAAAUCUCCUGUUCUGACAUGUAUCUAGUUGAAGUUGGUGUGAUUAUAUUUACCUUUUUCCUUGGAAUAGUAUGUUUCAUCUUCAUUAUUGUCAGCUAUGUGCAGAUUUUUAGAGCAGUGCUCAGAAUCCCUUCAGUGCACGGUCAGAAAAAGGCCAUUUCCACUUGCCUUCUCCACCUCACUGUGGUGUCAUUGCUUGUAUUUAGUUGCAUUUUUGCCUAUGUGAAGCCUCACAGUUACUCUUCCUCUGGCCUGAAUGUUCUUUUUGCAAUAAUUUAUGUUAUAGUUCCUCCCGUGCUUAAUCCAUUCAUCUAUAGCAUGAGAAACAAAGAAAUCAAAAUUGCAUUGUGGAAGCUCUCAGAUUUCAGAAGAUCGGGAAGAUCAGGUUGA
Messenger RNA from Euleptes europaea (tarantolino), 969 nucleotides. Its product is annotated as olfactory receptor 14A16-like. The transcript has a single exon. Lineage: Eukaryota; Metazoa; Chordata; Lepidosauria; Squamata; Sphaerodactylidae. Bases 34 to 969 code for a protein of 311 amino acids. Gene Ontology annotation, cellular component: membrane. The record is from RefSeq and is a predicted model, not a curated record. Gene Ontology annotation, biological process: G protein-coupled receptor signaling pathway. Gene Ontology annotation, molecular function: olfactory receptor activity; G protein-coupled receptor activity.